Molecule: messenger RNA, 2694 nt
Organism: Ipomoea triloba (trilobed morning glory)
Lineage: Eukaryota; Viridiplantae; Streptophyta; Magnoliopsida; Solanales; Convolvulaceae
Product: CDPK-related kinase 1-like
Exons: 11
Coding region: 614-2344 (576 amino acids)
Biological process (GO): peptidyl-serine phosphorylation; protein autophosphorylation; intracellular signal transduction
Cellular component (GO): cytoplasm; nucleus
Molecular function (GO): calcium/calmodulin-dependent protein kinase activity; calmodulin binding; ATP binding
Source: RefSeq, a predicted model, not a curated record
AGAGGAAUAAAAUUAACUAAAAUCUUGAAAAAGCCGAGAAGCGAGGGAGCCUGUGCCUUCUUUCUUUCUUUCUUCUACACUCUGUUAAGCAUCUUAACUUGCUUUUUUCCUCUCUUGUCAGUUCCAUUCUUUACCUUCCUUGUUAAAGCUACUGCUGAUUUCUUUACCUUAGCUCUCACUUUUUUUUUUUCUUCUUCAGUUCUUCUUCUUCUUGCUUUGCUGGAUUCUAUGCUCUCUCCUAUUUCCUUGCCACUGAAAUGAGCUGCUGAGAUUUUAGCUUAUUCUUCAUUCAUUCACCAUUCUGCAAUUUGAUCAUUUCUCCAGAAAGUAGUUUUCCUUUCCAUCAUUUUAUUUUUCUUUUCUUCUUCUCUUUUCCCAAGAGCUGAAAUUCCUCCACCGCUUGCUUCUUCAGACCUCAAAAUUCCCGUCUUUCUUGACUUUCCAUGUUCAUGAUUUCGACUUUCCUCGCCCCCAGCUUUUGGUGUAAUGGUUUAGGUUUUCUCUUCUGAUUCAUUGUGUUGUUACUUCUUGGUAACGAUCAAGAAAGGUCACAACUUUUAAUUUGUUUGGCUUUGGGUGAUUGAGUUUUGGCGCAAUUUGUGUUUCUGAUUCAAUGGGGAUUUGUCAUGGGAAACCAUUUGAACCUCCCCAGAACUUCUCUGGAGACUCAAUAAUCCCCAGUGAGAAUGAGCAUGCAUUGAGUCACCAUACUGGGAAAACUCCAAGGUUCCCCUUUUACAGCCCUAGUCCGUUGUUCAGUGCAUUCAAGAAUUCACCUGCCAAUUCCAGUGUGAAUUCAACCCCCCUGCGAUUCUUCAAGAGGCCAUUUCCUCCACCUUCACCAGCAAAGCAUUUGCGGGCAUUGCUUGCUAGGAGGCACGGCUCAGUGAAGCCUAAUGAGGCCACUAUCCCAGAAGGAAGUGAGUUUGAUAUUGGAUUGGAUAAGAAUUUUGGGUUUUCCAAGAAUUUUGCAAGCCACUAUGAGCUUGGGGAAGAAGUGGGGAGGGGACAUUUUGGGUAUACUUGUUCUGCUAAGGGAAAGAAAGGGAGCUUGAAGGGUCAGGAUGUCGCAGUCAAAGUCAUCCCAAAAUCAAAGAUGACUACAGCUAUUGCCAUUGAAGACGUAAGAAGAGAGGUUAACAUACUGCGUGCUUUAACUGGGCAUAGAAACCUUGUGCAUUUUUAUGAUGCAUAUGAAGAUGAGGACAAUGUUUAUGUAGUAAUGGAAUUAUGUAAAGGAGGAGAAUUACUUGACAGGAUACUUUCGAGGGGUGGAAAAUACUCUGAACAAGAUGCUAAAGCUGUUAUGGCACAAAUUUUAAGUGUUGUCUCAUACUGUCAUCUUCAGGGAGUGGUUCACCGUGAUCUAAAGCCUGAGAAUUUUCUAUUUUCAUCAAAGGAUGAGCGUUCUCCUCUGAAGGCCAUUGACUUUGGACUUUCUGAUUAUGUAAAACCAGAUGAAAGGCUAAAUGAUAUUGUUGGAAGUGCAUAUUAUGUAGCCCCUGAAGUUUUGCAUAGAUCAUAUGGAACAGAAGCUGACAUGUGGAGUAUAGGUGUCAUUGCUUAUAUUAUUCUCAGUGGAAGCAGACCUUUCUGGGCACGGACGGAAUCUGGAAUCUUUCGGGCUGUUCUCAAGAUUGAUCCAAGCUUUGAUGAAGCCCCUUGGACCACUUUGUCUUCUGAUGCAGUAGACUUCGUAAAGAGAUUGCUGAACAAGGAUUACCGCAAGAGGCUAACUGCAGCUCAGGCUCUAAGUCAUCCUUGGCUGGCUGGUCAUCAUGAUGUCAAGAUACCUCUGGAUCUGAUAAUAUACAAGCUUGUAAAAGUUUACAUAUAUUCCUCGUCUCUAAGAAAAGCAGCGCUGAGGGCCCUGGCGAAGACAUUGACCAUACCACAAUUAGCUUACCUCAAGGAGCAAUUCACGUUAUUAGGGCCAAGCAAAAAUGGGAAUAUAUCUCUACAAAACUUUAAAAUGGCUGUGACUAAGAACUCAACUGACGCAAUGAAGGAUUCUAGGGUCUUGGAAUUUGUUAGCACGGUGAGUUCUCUCCAAUAUAGGAAGUUGGAUUUCGAGGAAUUCUGUGCUGCAGCAAUAAGUGUUCAUCAGCUAGAAGGAAUGGAAAGCUGGGAACAGCAUGCUCGACGGGGCUAUGAGUUUUUUGAAAAAGACGGGAACAGACCUAUUAUGAUAGAAGAACUUGCCUCAGAGCUCGGACUUAGUCCUUCGGUUCCAGUUCAUGUAGUUCUGCAGGACUGGAUAAGACAUUCUGACGGAAAGCUCAGCUUCUUGGGGUUUGUCAGGCUUCUGCACGGUCUCUCAGCCCGAGCCCUCCAAAAGGCUUGAUCAUCCUGCUCGACUAAAUGAAAUGCAUCCAUCUUUGAACUAAUCCAUGUCAGAGAUAGAGUUCUUCGUGUCCAACGGGGGAGCCUACGCCACGCCUUUACUAUUGACAGGGCUGGUCAAGGAUAUGAUCAAGCUACAGCUUAAUUCGAUCAUUCAAAGCCAUUUGCAGCAUAUUCAGUUGUGAGCAUGCAUCUCUGGGUUUCUCAGAAAUUUUUAUUUUUCUUGCAUAUUAUCUGGUGCCAUCAGAUGUAGAGGAUUGUACAGAGGAAGGGUAGGUUAAAAAGUGUAUGUAGAUGAUUUAAGCUCAGCACUGCACUGAAAUUAAAUGAGUUUCUGUGGCUUUGGAUGUA